Messenger RNA from Paramisgurnus dabryanus, 1702 nucleotides. The record is from RefSeq and is a predicted model, not a curated record. Lineage: Eukaryota; Metazoa; Chordata; Actinopteri; Cypriniformes; Cobitidae.
GAAAGCAUGAGUCCUGAAUGGUCUGGGGGAAGGAUUAUAGUGUCUCUGAUCCAUUACCCACAGUAGAUGGCGGUAAUGCUCUUUUAAGAAUGCGAGCCGCCAAUAAGCUCAAAGAAGAAGAAGAAGCUCGAAGAAGAAGAAGAAGAAAAGUUUUUUUUGCAACAUCGAGUAGAAUUGAAAGCACCAAAUAAAAUAUUUUUUAUUCUACGACAUAAAACACAUCUUUACCCCACGUUUUUGGCGAGGAUACCACUGUUCCGAUAACUUCCAGGGACACCUACAAAAUGCGUCAUCUCCGCGAAGCUGUUUAAACGCAGCCGCGGUCACGGCACAAAAAAAGAAAAUAAGAGGAUUAUCAUUAAAAGAGAGCACGGAGCGUCGAAUCCCCUGAGUCUGAAUAAAAUUCAAGAAAUUUCCUGCUGCCCAUAAAAUACAAAAUAUUCUUUUCACCAUCACCCAUAAGGCAAUGUUUUACAUUGUUGAGUUUCUUGCAACCCAAGAGGUUGAGGUGGUACCAGCAGUCUGGGUUCAAGAUGAUGAAUUGUGCCAAUGGCCAGCUCACUAUAAAUCUGAUGAAUUAAUUAAAUCGAUAAGAAGUGAGGAAAAGCCUGGACACACAUGGGAUGCAUACCACGUCAGAAUUUUAUACACAGCAGCAACUUACAAAACAGCUCGCCUAAAACUUCCUCAAGCAGAAAUGCACACAGACUUGCAAACUGCAGAGGAGGAAGAGGAGCAUGAAACUCCCAAGAAAAAACGGAAAAGGCUACCAAGCAGUCGCUUUGAGAGUGGGAGUGAUGAUGAAGCUACGGUGAAACAAGCCAAGACAUUGCCUCCAGCCCCAAAAAUAAAAGGCCCAAAUUUUGACAUACAAUCUUCAAUAAAGAGACCGCUCAGAAAGCCUGAAUCACACACAAAAAUGACAAGCCCAGAACCCAGAAUGUCGGUGAGAAGCCCUGAGCCCAGCUGCAGCCUGGCGAGUCCUGAGGUUGAGGAGUCUGAAACAAGCAUUGAGUGCAUACACUCAAAAAGUCCUGAACCCAGUUUCGUGAGAAGUUCUGAACCACAACAAGAAAACGAAGGUCAAAGACCAGUAACAUCUACCUUAAGUGGUCUUGUUACCCUUUUGCAUCGAGUUAUUACGAAUCAAGAAAUGAUGAUGGAUCAUCUCAAAUUUAUUCUAAUGACUAUGCAGAAAACAGGCGAACCUGCUCGUGGGCAGGAUCCCUUUGAGAGAGAAAUGCUGCCACUACAAGACACUACCUCCCUGCUUGCCCUGGAGAAACGAUUGCGAGAAGAGGAUGACCUCAAGAACAAAAUGAUUAUGGCGUUGAGCGUCAUUGGAGGACUUGACAUCAAGGAUACCGUGUGGCGAGUUAUGAAGCACUGUUUUACAAACUCCCUUGCCAAACAACUCAACUGGCGUGGUAUUAAUGGCAAAACAGCUUUUCAGAGAUUGGAGCUGAAAAAUGUAAUUACUGCCACUGUCAGAAAGAACAAACUUACGGCGAUGGCCACUGAUCAAGAGGUAGAGAUAUUUAUAAAAAAAUGGAUUCACCUUGCAAGUGACCGAGAUGGAGGGAGAAGAGAAAGAGAGAAACGAAAGAGUAUCCCAGAUACCCACCCGCAAGACUGCCGUGACUCUGCUGGGCCCAGCUAAGGAGACCAUUAAAGCCUGUGUUUGGAGGAUUCCUGUUCCCAA